Larimichthys crocea (large yellow croaker) is the source of this 3407-nucleotide messenger RNA. RefSeq names its product zinc finger protein with KRAB and SCAN domains 1. Gene Ontology annotation, molecular function: RNA polymerase II cis-regulatory region sequence-specific DNA binding; DNA-binding transcription factor activity, RNA polymerase II-specific. Bases 468 to 1844 code for a protein of 458 amino acids. The transcript is spliced from 4 exons. The record is from RefSeq and is a predicted model, not a curated record. Gene Ontology annotation, cellular component: nucleus. NCBI's taxonomy places the organism in Eukaryota, Metazoa, Chordata, Actinopteri, Sciaenidae. Gene Ontology annotation, biological process: regulation of transcription by RNA polymerase II.
GUGGAUUCACGUGUCACGGUGCGCAUGUAGUCUGGUAUUUACGGUAAAUCACCUGUGGCUACAAGUGACGUAAGCGCGCAGGGCUUGUUUUUGUAUUGCAGAAGUCCGGCAGAGGCGGAAACAACGCUGAGCUAACGUCCAAAUAACACUGAGGAAACUCAUUAAUCUGUAUUAGAAAUUAAUCUGAAAGAUGUUGAGGUGCGUUACAAAGAAAAACUAUUUAUAUUGAUAGGGGGGAAAAAAGCUAAGAGGGAGUGAGGCCGCCCGUACGGACCGCUGGGGAGUUAAAAACGAGCGAGCCUCUCUGCCUCCACCACCCGUGGAAGAACUACAUCCUGAAAAAAAAAAAAAAAAACGAUGCAUACACCCUGAACAGCUGUUUGUGCAUGCAUGCAUACAGCACGCACAGCCGCCGUACAGGUGAACAACAUUUAUUUAACAAGAGGUGAGGUAAAGGUGGUGCAAACAUGGAGGAGAGCUGCAGCUUCCAGAGCCAGCUGCUGUCCGUCAUGGAGGUCCUGGCCAAGGCGGCUGUGGCGGAGAUAAACCGGCGUGUGGACGACAGCUGCGCGGUGCUGCGGCUGGAGGUGAGCCAGAGCCGGAGGGACAUCGACCUGCUGAAGGGCAAGUGUGAGGUGAUGGAGGCGGAGCUGAGGAGGAGCAGGGUGAGAGCCAGGAGGAAAGUGUUUUAUCCUCCUGCAGCCGAGAGAUUCUCCCCUUUAGUCAAAGUGGUGCUGAACAGAGACAGACAGACAGACUGGGACAGACAGAUGGACGAAGAGGCUCCAAGUCAACCCCAGCAGUGUGCGCCCGAAGCCGGACAGAUACUGAUCAAAGAGGAGAGUGCAGAGGAGGACAUGUGGAAGAGCAACUCGGAGGACAAACUGAUCUCUGAAGCCGAGCAGACGCAAUGUUUCGAAGCCGAGCAGCCUGCCCAGAUCGACGGCUUUGUGGAGCGUCUCCACCCAGCCGAGAACCCAUCCGACCCCGGAUCUCUGCUUUCCCGAGCAGACGAGUAUGACACUUUCCCAGACCAGCAGUUGAACAGAAACCAAAUCGAGUUAGAGCUCGUGGUGAAACACGAGAGAGAGGAAGAGCCGGACGAGAACGCAGCUCCUGUGGAUUCAGACCACGCGUUUGUGAUCGAGGACGGCGAGGGACAGCUGUGGUCGUCCGAACUGUGCAGGGAUGCCGUCGAGCCGGGCCUCUCGUUUGCGGGGCAGCAUUUCGAGCCGGUUCCCUCCGCGUUCCCGUCUCAAAGUGGACUGCAUUUGCAAGACAUGGUGCCCCGAAUUCAGUCGGUGAAAUCUCAUGCGGUCGCGGUGAGCGCAGCACGAGCGAAAAGACGAGCCAGAACAUUUGGAUGCAAGAGGCCGCAACCAGAUGAAGGACACGCUUUGUCUCAGAUUAACACCGUGGAUCUGAUUCCACAGCAAGCACAGCAUCAGUACAGAGACUCUGGGCCUCAGUUGAGGGGCCCAAACCAGGAGUCCACACCUCCGAACACGGCAGCCUCUUCUUUCUACGGGCACAGCCGCGGCAGCUUCGCCCUGUCGAGGAGGAUGAGGACGCCCUGGAGGUCGGGCAUCGGCGAGAAGAGGUUCAGCUGCACGUACUGCGACAAGAGCUUCAUGAGGUUCAGCCAGCUCAAGGAGCACCUGAGGAGUCACACGGGGGAGAAGCCGUUCAGCUGCCUGCAGUGCGGCAGGAGCUUCACCAAACAGUGCAACCUGAUCAGACACGCGGUGGUCCACAGCGGCGAGAAGCCCUACGAGUGCUCGCUGUGUGGGAAGUGCUUCACCCAGCGCUCCAGCCUGAAGUCCCAUCAGAAAACAGCACACUGAGCGCACAGGCUCUGAUUUUCUACAUUUGAUUUGUGUGUUUGAUGGAAACAUUUCAAGUCUUUAACUUGUUUUUCAUAUAAAACGACGAUGAUGACAACCGCCCCACCUAAAUAUUUGCUCCCACCCACGACGUGCUUCACUUUAUUUUCAGCUUUCAGUCUAUCAGACCUUCAUCAGCAACAGACAGGCACCCCCUGGUGGUAGAAGGUCCGCCUCUUUGGGAAGUGUAGUUUUUAAGCACUAAAUGGAGCACUUGUGAUGUAAUACAAAAACACACACACAACAAGGAAGCACCUUAUAGUAGUACCAUGCAACGUCAGGGCUUUGAGAGCGAGAGAGAGAGAUCAGGUUUGAGCCUUCAUGAAUCAGAGAUCCACAGAUUUAUACGAGGAAAACAAGCGAAGCAGCAAGAGCGACAUCAGCGACACAGACCCCGAAUUCUAUAUUAGAAACGAAGAGAAGAAACUACGUAUCAAGGCGUAUGUAGGCGUAGGUUGUUGUUGUCUCCAAGAUGAAAGCACCAUCGCUUGAAAGACAGAACAACUCAUUUGAUUUUGGCUUUAAUUAGUAUUUUCAGAUUUCUUUAUUUAUUGAAAUCACGACUCUUUCACAGGAAACAAAGAACGACAAUAGAUGGAAAUCCAUUCUCAUAUUGCUGAGGUGUAGUAACAGCCUGUAGUGUACAGUGUCAUUAAAGGGAUGACAUCAUGCCACGAUGUAUGUUAUUAUAUUUUAUUCUCCACAACCACUCGGUGACCCCCAGAAAUGAUUUCAUGACCUGACCCCUAACGCUGUUUUAGAUCAAACUCAAGAGCCGUGUCAUGGGAGAUAUUAUUGUGGCCAGAAUAAUAUUACUAACUCAAUAUUAUUUAUAUUUAAUAGAAAUAAUGUGAUCUAAUAUUGAUCUAAUUAAACAGGCAAGUCUGGAAUCAUAACAUGUAACAUGUUUAGCUUGUGGCCAGUGUGGUGUGGUUGUACUUUGAAUUUUUUCCUGUCGCUCCAUCCAUCACACUGAAGUGUUCGCUGCGUUAUCUCACAACAAUAAAUAACUGUCAAACGUGCGAACACACAAUUUCAUCGCUGGCUGCCCGAAGCUUGGAGGGAGAAUUUGUUUAAAACAGUAAACAGUCAAGUUUAUCUGAUCUGUAUGAAAAACAUGCAAAAACCACUGAUGCGGUCCUUUUUAAAUGUGUUUCUUCCUGUUUGGACAGAUUUAUCUGACGGUUACAGUCGAGUUAGACGAACACGGAACACUCACAACAACAAUCACGUGUACGAGUAUGUUGAGAAAAGCAUCAACAGUCAUAUUGUUGCAUCAUAUUAAGUGUUUUUCUGUGUAUUAGUUUGUGUUUUGGUUCUGUGCUCUUACCUGUACACUCCACACCCUGCUGUGUCACCUGGAAUUUACCCUCAUAAAGGUUUAUCCCCUCUACACACACACACAGAAGUAUGAAUGAGACACUAAUUACAAAUAUUACAGAUAAAAUAUUAAUUUAAUUUGAAAUAUGUGUGAACAUAGGGACGUCAGUUUCAAACUCUUUUUUUUUUAUAUGACAAAUGUAA